AUGGGGGACUAUGCAGCACUUGAACUGGACACGCGUCUGCGAAGACUGUAUCCAACACGGCUGCCCAUCAUGACACGCUGCCCAGCAGGAGAAGUGAUUGUUCGUGUUGCCUAUGCUGGCAUCUGCCACACUGAUCUUGCCAUUCUGCAGGGUGAUUUUCAAAUAGACUGUGAUCGGCUUGUUCUUGGACAUGAAAUAAGUGGAAUUGUCUCAGGUGUUGGCAAAGAAGUUAAUUGGUUGAGAAUUGGUGACAAGGUCGCUGUGAAUCCAAACAGGUUACCCAAUAAGUAUUCAGCAGGUACUGAUGAAAUACCAGAUAUUAUGAUCAAAGCAAGUGUAACAUCUAUUGUAGAACCAUUAACAGAUAUUUUCAAUUCAUCAUUCGUGAGUGGUAUAUUCCCGAAAAAUCUUAAAAUGGCAAAAGUGACACCACAGUACAAGAAAGGGGACAAACAUGAAGCUGAAAACUAUAGACCUGUAUCAGUAUUGUCAGGCUUUGGUGUGCUAUGUGAGAGUCUCUCAUGCGUGGCUCAUGCAUGGGAACAUGUGACACCACUUCCACACAGUGCACGUGUUGCUGUGCUUGGCACUGACCUGGUGGGCUGUCUUACUGCCAGCCUGCUGCACGUACAGGGCUACCGCCAUGUCACAUUGUGUGAAAAUGCUGAGGCUGCCCGCCAGAGAGCCCACAGUCUCGGCCUUGGGUAUGACAUGAUAGAUCAUAAUGAACUCUGUAACAAGACUUUUGAUUUGGCAAUUGACUGUACAGGAGAUGCCAUGAUCCAGCAAGAAGCAGCCCAUGCAUUAGGUUUUGGAGGACACCUUCUCAUUUUCAGAUCAAACUCUGUGAAGGACAGACUAUGCCUGUCACCAUUUAAUAUUUUCACAAAUGAGAUAAAAGUCACUGGUUCCCUUAUCAAUCCUUAUGCCUUUGGGAAGGCUCUUACUUGGGCUUCAGUGUUGGGGCACAGGUAUCUUGAUUUCAACAAAUUGGGUGUUGUCUCAUACCCAUUAAAAGAGUACCAAGAAGCUCUUGAGACAGCAAAGAGUGAUGAUGCAGCAAAAGUAGUCUUUGAGUUUGAUGUUUCUGAUGUACCAACUCCAUAA
Molecule: messenger RNA, 1107 nt
Organism: Schistocerca piceifrons (Central American locust)
Lineage: Eukaryota; Metazoa; Arthropoda; Insecta; Orthoptera; Acrididae
Product: D-altritol 5-dehydrogenase-like
Exons: 7
Coding region: 1-1107 (368 amino acids)
Molecular function (GO): oxidoreductase activity; zinc ion binding
Source: RefSeq, a predicted model, not a curated record